Messenger RNA from Penicillium brasilianum, 2973 nucleotides. The record is from the annotation of a GenBank genome assembly. NCBI's taxonomy places the organism in Eukaryota, Fungi, Ascomycota, Eurotiomycetes, Eurotiales, Aspergillaceae.
CAGCCACUCACGAUCCGGUUGACCUGAGACCCGAUCGUCCUUGGAUGGAGCCCGGCGAUAAGCAUGACGAGAUGCGUAGGACGGAGUACCACUAUAGUUAAUACAGUUAGAUGAACCUGGGUCCCUGGUACUGUACUUGCUCGGGACUUCCCCUUCGGACGUGCAGUAGGUCAUUGGCUAAGCCUCGCUGGUUCCUCUCGCCAUCCACUUCAUUAUUCGUUCUCGACCGAUUUUCUUUUUUUCAUACUACCUUAUUCACCUUGUUCACUUUGCCUUUUCCUCCUCGACCUUCCCAGCCUGCAGCUCUUUGGGCUGGAUCACACUCGUUUGAAAACGUCGCGCCGCUGGGGGUAGUUACUAGAUUCCUAUAGUUUCCUCCUCCUAUCUGCUGCCCUCAAUUGCCUUUCGUUACCCUUGAACCUCCUCUCUUAUCUACUUGCCCUAUUUACUUGGUUCGAGUCUCGGUCCGCACACGGUCUCCUCACGCGACUACUGCCGAGUGUCUCUCAACAUGACCGGACACUACGGCGGGCAACCGUACGCGGCGCAGUAUGGCGAGCAGUAUGUCACCAACCCGUAUACUCACGAAGAACCCGAAGAAAUGGUCGAGUUGAGCAGCCCUCGAGCUUAUCGGAGCCCGCAAGGCGUGGAUCAGCACGAAAACAACUUCGACUUUCGCUUUCAAGAACAGCCCUCUCCGAGGCCGGCCGUGAUCCCGUACCGACCGGGCUUGGGACACAACCCGCCCGACUAUACUUCAUCGCCAGGUCUUUUCCCAACACCUCGCACCUCCUACGGCCCCGACUCGUUCGCGAACACGCCGUAUGACUCUCGCUCGGCUUCGCCUACUUUGUAUCAGCAUUCGCAACUCCAAAGCUCCGCAAGUCUCGGUCGUGCUCCUCUCGUGAGUACUCCGGCCUCGCCGGGUUUCUCAAAGGAUUGGGUUCAGUCGGGAUCCAUUGCUCGCAUCAGUGAUCGUGACGAUAUCGAUAUCUGGAAGGGCUGGAAGCGAAUCGUCUUCAAGUUCACCCCGCUGCUGACCUUUGCCAACACCGGACUCUACUUAUUCUACCUGGGUCUGCGAAUCUACUGCAUCAUUUCGGCUCAGAAUGCGGCCGGUGUCAGUUAUGCCGGUGCAUGGGUUUUCGUCGGCAUUGAGAUUGCCGUCAUGAUUCCUUCUCUCAUGCACAACUGUUGGACGAUGAUGGCCAUGAAAAAGCGCGGCCGACCUAAGUUGCGACUGACCGGUGAUGACUGCCCGACGGUAGAUGUAUUCAUCACCUGCUGCGGCGAAGAAGAUGAGGUCGUUCUCGAUACCGUCCGUGGUGCCAUUGAUCAAGACUACCCCUUCGACCGGUUCCGAGUGAUCGUGCUCGAUGACGGUCGAUCCGCAUCUCUGGAGGAUUCCGUCAACAACCUCGCCAUCACUCACCCGAAUCUCUACUACAUGGCUCGCGAGAAAAUUCCCGGCAAGCCCCACCACUUCAAGGCUGGUAACCUCAACUACGGUUUGGACCAGACACUCGCCUUGCCUGGUGGAGCUGGCCAGUUCAUGGCCGCUCUGGACGCAGACAUGAUCCCUGAGCAACAAUGGUUGCGCGCCGUGCUCCCGCACCUGUUAGUGGAUCCCAAGAUGGCCCUUGCAUGCCCACCCCAGCUUUUCUACAAUACCCCUGCGUCGGACCCUCUCGCACAAAGUCUGGACUUCUUCGUGCACGUCAUUGAGCCGAUCAAGGACGCGCUCGGCGUCGCCUGGUGUACCGGCUCUGGCUAUGUUGUUCGCCGCGAGGCUCUCGACCAAAUCGGCAAUUUCCCUCUGGGCUCAUUGGCCGAGGAUGUCGCGACUUCGACUCUGAUGCUUGGUAAAGGAUGGAAGACCGCGUACAUCCACGAGCCGCUGCAGUUUGGAACCGUCCCUGAAGACUAUGGUGGUCACUUGAAGCAGCGUACUCGCUGGGCUAUCGGUACCGUGGAUACGGCCUUCAAGUUGAAGUUCUGCUUGUGGGGCGAUGCCGUCCGUAAGAUGACGAUUGCUCAGCGGUUCUCUGGCUUCUUGUACGCGACACUGAGUUUGUAUACGCUUCUGCUCACCGCGUCGCUUUUCGCCAUUCCUAUUAUUCUGUUGUGGGGUAAGCAGCUAGUUGCGUACGCGAACCAAGACCAGCUUCACUGGUUGAUCUGGGCUUGUUUCGCGUCAACACUCGCUAAUCGUCUAUGUGAAUUUGCACUGUUCAUUCCUGCUGGCUAUCAUACCGGCCAGCGUGGCUCUCGCUAUCAGCUCUGGAUGUCCCCCUACAUCGCCCUGUGUAUCGUGCGCUCCUUCAUCUUACCCUCCUGGCUCGGCGGCCAGGCGCAGGCCUUCAAGCCAACCGGUUCCCUUGGCUCCGCUUUGAACGAACGCGACCCCAAGCAACGGAAGAACCUAUUCGUCCGCCUACGCGUCAUCUUGUUCAAUUUCAUGGCUCUCUUCCACUUUGCCUUUGUCUACGUGACCCUGGUGGCAGUCGUCAUUUCGACAUACCGCUGCUUCGCCGUGGAGAAAAGCUUCAAGGGAGUCGUCAUUUGCUUGAUUACCCACGCCUUCUGGCCUCCUAUGACUUUCUUGUUCCUUUGCACGUCGCUUUGGACGCCGGUCUCGUACGCGAUUGAUCCCCCAUCGAUGCCGGAGCGCGAGGAACUGUUGACACGGGACCCGAAAACGGGCGUUGCUCAUCCGACGAAGAAGAGCAAGAAGAUUGCAUUUGGUGGACAAGCUGCAUGGUUUGAAUUGGAAUAUACGGUUGCAACUCUUGCCACGAUCUUGAUUUUUGUUUACUCCUUUUUCUUCUAGAUGUUAUCAUAUACAUAAUGCAUUACGAGGCGAUAGGCUACUUGUUGUUACGAAGAGGGUUAAUUUUUCCGGAUAGAUUUUCAUGAAAUGGUGUUUCUACCGCUUUAAAAUUAGAGAACUCAAUAAUCCAGGCUCAAUUGAAC